Molecule: messenger RNA, 678 nt
Organism: Ostrinia furnacalis (Asian corn borer)
Lineage: Eukaryota; Metazoa; Arthropoda; Insecta; Lepidoptera; Crambidae
Product: glycine-rich protein 23-like
Exons: 3
Coding region: 93-647 (184 amino acids)
Source: RefSeq, a predicted model, not a curated record
AAUUAAUGGAUUUUUAAUUAUUUCUAGUAUAAAAGAUAGUGUUAGUACUGGUUCGAAUCAUUCAGAGUAGUGUUUGUGAAUCGAAAACAAUCAUGAAGGUUUUGAUUCUCGUAGCUCUGGCCUGCGUGGCCAUCGAGGCCAAGCCCUUCGGAGUGCCCGCCGCCGUCGGCUUGGGCGCUGCCGCCGUUAUGGGCCCGGCCGUCGGCUUGGGCGCCAUGGGGGCUUUGGGCGCCGGUGCGGGCUUGGGCGCCGGUGCGGGCUUGGGCGCCGCGGCGGGCUUGGGCAGCGGCUACCAACAGGGCGGCGGAUUCCAGCAGGGCGGCGGCUACGGCCAGUCCGGCUUCGGACAGGGCAACAGCGGCUUCGGACAGCAAGGGUACCAGCAGGGCGGCGCGAUGGGCGGCCACGAUAGGGGACACCACGAAAAGAGCUUCACCUCGAUCCAGCAAGGCCACGAGUCCUCCGGCCACGACGUCGGCGGCGGCUCGCAGUUCGGCUCAAGUGGCGGCAGCAUGGGCGGCUUCAACAACUACGCCGGCGGACAGAACGCUUACGGCGGCGGGUACGCCGGCGGCGGCUUCGGCGCCGGCGGCUACAUGGGCUUCAAGGAGGAGGAGGAUAAGGACGCCCCCGCCGUAAAAGUUUGAUUUAAUUGCGUCUUUGAAAUAAAAGGCAUUA